Messenger RNA from Gorilla gorilla gorilla (western lowland gorilla), 2758 nucleotides. RefSeq names its product cell death inducing DFFA like effector a (gene CIDEA). The transcript has 5 exons. The record is from RefSeq and is a predicted model, not a curated record. Gene Ontology annotation, biological process: lipid storage; apoptotic process; regulation of apoptotic process. Gene Ontology annotation, cellular component: lipid droplet. Bases 204 to 863 code for a protein of 219 amino acids. NCBI's taxonomy places the organism in Eukaryota, Metazoa, Chordata, Mammalia, Primates, Hominidae.
UCCAGGCUGCGGGAGCCAGGGACGACCGAGGGCUCCCAGAGCGCGAAGUCGCUAUCCUCGGCGGUGGAGAGCUCGUGCCAAAACGUCCUCCCCUGCGCCAGUCAGGCCUUCGCGGGGCUGGCAGGCGGGCGGGGGCGGGGCCGCCGCACUUUAAGAGGCUGUGCAUGCAGACAGGCCUCCAGGCCCGCUAGGGGAUCCGCGCCAUGGAGGCCGCCCGGGACUAUGCAGGAGCCCUCAUCAGGCCCCUGACAUUUAUGGGAUCACAGACUAAGCGAAUCCUGCUCACCCCGCUCAUGCAUCCAGCUCGCCCUUUCCGGGUCUCCAACCAUGACAGGAGCAGCCGGCGUGGGGUGAUGGCAAGCAGCCUGCAGGAGCUCAUCAGCAAGACUCUGGAUGCCCUCGUCAUCGCCACCGGACUGGUCACUCUGGUGCUGGAGGAAGAUGGCACCGUGGUGGACACAGAAGAGUUCUUUCAGACCUUGGGAGACAACACGCAUUUCAUGAUCUUGGAAAAAGGACAGAAGUGGAUGCCGGGCAGCCAGCACGUCCCCACUUGCUCGCCGCCGAAGAGGUCAGGAAUAGCGAGAGUCACCUUCGACUUGUACAGGCUGAACCCCAAGGACUUCAUCGGCUGCCUUAACGUGAAGGCCACUAUGUAUGAGAUGUACUCCGUGUCCUACGACAUCCGGUGCACGGGACUCAAGGGCCUGCUGAGAAGUCUGCUGCGGUUCCUGUCCUACUCCGCCCAGGUGACGGGACACUUUCUCAUCUAUCUGGGCACGUACAUGCUCCGGGUGCUGGAUGACAAGGAAGAGCGGCCAUCCCUCCGGUCACAAGCCAAGGGCCGGUUCACGUGUGGAUAGGGAUGCAGGCUGUCGCCGGCUCUUGAGCCAAACACUGUGUUUUGUUUGGCUCAAUGACGAAUGUUGAAGAUGCUUUCAUGUUCUGAGCCACAUGCACUUGUAGGCUGCUGGUCACGCUGCUCAGGAGCGGUGCCCAGAAAAGGAAAGGGCUUGGUGGUACAUGAAGUGGGGGCAGUGGGCAGGGUGCCCUGGGGGGAGGCAUAGAGGGCCCCGGGGGUCAUGGGAAGCGACCACGCAGCAGGCGUGCCCAGGAGCGUGUGCAUGUGUCAGAGCCAUUUGGUCCAUCAUCUCCUGCAAUAAACCCAUCGCAAGAAUGACCUUCAAGAUGUGUGACACUUCCUGCGUCUCCUUUAUCUCUCAGAAGAGCGAAAAGCAAACAAAACAAAACAAACAAAACUAUCAGAACAGCAAAAAAAAAAAAAAAAAAAAAAAAAACUUUAUAUAGAAGCAAAACUCAUCCAGGAAUAUUCUGCUAACAGAUAUAAUCUCUCAUAAGUCUUUAUUAGUGCCACAAAAAUAACAAGCUGCAAAAUGUUAUUGUAUGUUUUUUUCAAACAUGGAUUUUUAACAGGCUCAAAGGGGCCCUCACACUGAAGGACUCAAAUUGUGGAGGUCUUCCAGGACUUUUACUUUUUCACUUGUGAAAGUGAAAGGACUUUACUUUUUCAGCCUCUUUUUUCUUUUUCUUCCUUUUUUUUUUUUUUGAGACAGGGUCUAGCUCUGUCACCCAGGCUGUAGUACAGCGGCCUGAUCUCGGCUCACUGCCACCUCGACCUCCCUGGGCUCAAGCCAUCCUCCCACCUCAGCCUCCUGAGUAGCUGAGAUUACAAGUGCACACCACCACGCCUAGUUUUUUUUAUUUUUGUAGAGAUGGGGUCUUGCUAUGUUGCUCAGACUGGUCUCAAACUCCUAGACUCAAGCAAUCCUCCUACCUGGGCCUCCCAAAGUUCUGAGAUUACAAACGUGAGCCACCACACCCGGCCCAGCCUUUUUCUUAAAAACCAAAAAACAACUGCUGCACCCUCAGCUGCAGAUGCUGCCUGCAGCCAGGUGGGGCACUGCGUUGCCAAGGUGGAGCUGUGCCUCAUGCUGGCUCAGCUGCGAGGAACCUCCUGUCCGUGGCUGGGAUCUCUAGCUGCAGGCACAGCUGGACGAAGGCAAUCAGACAACAUUGUAAGAAUCUGUCUCCCACUCUCUUGGAUCUGAUUCCCUGCAGGGAGGGGGGACCCCCUCAAGUGGAAGCAAGUGCAGACCUCAGGCCCUGCAGCAGGAAUCUCUGGGCUACACCUUGUCCCCUCAUUGGAUGUCCUGGGUUACACCUCAUGCUGCAGACACAGCAGCUGGUGGCUCUGCCAGGCUGGGCCACACACUGAGUCCUGGAGCCACCCCAAAGAGAAAUAGGGUGCUGUUCCUAGAAUCAGGGGGAACAGAUGCUAGAAGAAAAAUAUUUCCUGAUUAAGAAAUGAUGCCUCGGAGGCCUUUUCCUUCCCUAGCCACCAACUCUGGCCACAGAAAGACACCACAGUGUGUCCCGGAACCCUAGAGGAAGAAAAACUCUCCCCUCCCCUACCCCCUUCCCGGGGCUCCCAGCUGCUGCUCAGCCGUUCCCGGCAGGGACGGUCCUCCCUUCACAGACAGUUUGCAGUCCCCUUUGAGAGGCCCUGUGACCGGCGCUGAGUCCUGGGCUCUCACUGUGUCUGAGCCAGUUCUUGGAGAAGCUGGGCCAGGCCCCACAGCAGGACAGACAAAAGGAAAGGAGGUGGUGUUCCUCAAAGCACAGGCUCUUCUUUCACACUGCGAAAAAAACAGGCACUUUCAGUAUUAUCCCUUCUUGCCUUCCAGAAUGAGCUGCGCUGCUGGUAGAGCGAGGGUUACAAAGAGUGUUCAGGCACAGG